CGUCACUUUCCGUGGAAAGUUAUCAAUCUGGAUUUCGUAUCGAACAGUAUCAAAUAUGCGUGAUUGAGACUGAUUGUGCAGAUUCCUCGUGAUUGAACUGCUAGAGCAAAGCGUAAUUGUAAUGGCUGCGACUUGACUUUUCUAGGCAGAAGGCACGCGUGUUUGUCAUGUUACGUGAAGCAACACGAAGGCAAGAACGAGUGUAAACGAAAAGAGAGAGAACUGUGUAUAAUAAACUAUAUAAACUAGAUGGACUGUGAAAGAGUGAAACGCGAUUAACGCCACUGUGUCGUCGUUAUCGUUAUCGUUGUCGUUGUCGUCACCGAAGCCUUAAUCGCUCAUUCGUUCUAUCGUAAAACGGUGCAAUAGUCGGUUCUUGCAUACAUAUAUACAUCUACGAGUGUACAUACGUGCGUGUGAUAGAACUUCUAGGUAGGCGAGGCGUGUUCUCGCGCGCUCUGGUUCUCCCGUCUCCUGCACACGGCGAGGAUCACUCUCGCGCGCGUGCGACUCGUGUGAGUAGUGCACGUGUGUGUGCGCGCGCGCGCGCGUGCGUAUGUGUUGCGUGUACGUGCGUAAGUGAGUGCAUUGAAGUAGCGAGUGAGCGGUGGUGCGUCGAUCGCGCGAUCGGCAGCGAUGAGCGACGACAGGAGCGAGGAUGAUCCGAUAAUGGACCUCUGGUACAGCAAUUGGGAACAGCAGUGCGUCGAGGCUCUCGAGUCCGAGCCCGAUUACGAGAAUCAGCUGCACAAUGAGAAGGAGCUCUACUCGCAGCAGAUGUGGACGAAAUUCCAAACCACCGCGUCGGCCAUCGCCCAAUUGUACAAAGACCGCACGCUGGGCGUCUCAUUAUGGGUGCCCUUUCAGACCGCCGCUGGUACUGUAACAUCGUUAUACAAAGAUUCAGUGGAUUGUAUGAGGCGAUGCAGUGAUCUAGGAGUGGAAAUGGGAAAACAAAAACAUUGUAAAGAAAUAAUGAAUUGGGCUAGAAAAAAAAGACGUAUGAUACGCAGGGAAGAUCUUCUUGCGUAUCUUGCUGGCAAGCCACCACCACCUCGACCGCAUCCACAUAGAAGUUCACCUAAGCCUCGUAUGAUGGUGUGCGGUUCUCCAUCGUCGCAUAGUCAAACGCCAAGUAUGGUUAUUGCUCCAACACUACCAACAGGCAGUGAUCCAGACCCUGAGUUACAUACUUUUAGGGAAGCCAUUGCAUUAUCUGGUUCUCCAGUAUCUCGACGUAGCGGAAGACAAGCCGAAUUGUCGGCUUUUAUUAACAACGAAUUGGCUCGGCAUCAUAAACGACCCGCUUCGCAUGACGUAGAUAUGGGAUCACCCACGCACAAACGUACGCGUACUACACUGUAACGGCGCGCGAUACAUAUGGUAGCUUUACUCCCUCGCUCCCUGUUGAUUAAUCGACCCGACUAAUGACUAAUAACUCAACUCUCCUCUACAUAACUCCCGGUUAUAUGUUAAUCAUUGGAGGAAACCGGUAGUGGUUCACACUGCCAGGUAAGUACAUUUGUAUGUAUCUCCAGUAGCUUCUGCUGCCGAUCUCGAUUUAUAUCACGUUCAAAAUUAUUUAACUUCUUAAAGCUAUAUUUGUACAGUUAGUUCUGACCGACGCAUAUAAUUUAAAAUAAUUUAAAUAUAGAGACCCAAGCUAUAUAUAUAUAUGUAUAUAUAGUAUAUAUUUGUGGGAUGUUUAUUUUGGCAAUAUAUUGGCAAAAUAAUAGUUUACACACAUGCCAAACGUUUUUAUUUUCAAUUAUAUUAGAUUUUAUCAAAAUUUAGAAACUAUAUAUUAUAUAUAUGUAUUUUUUGUCUUUGUGUAUAUAAAAUCACAGAAACGAGAGCGCAUAAACUGUUAUGUAUAAAAUAUUAUGUUACGACUUAAUAUUAUUUAAAAUGCCCAUGCAUGAUGAUUAGUUCAACUUUUCAUGUGCAAAAGUUUGUAUCAUCAGAAUCAUCAUAUUAUUGAUCUGUAAAUCAAUCUAAUAGAAGAAUUACGAGCAAAUGUGUGACGCUAAUUGAAAUGUUAAAUCUAUAUAAAUUAAAUUUAUACAUAUAUUGAUAUGUAUAUUCAAAUUUGCAGUGAAUAAUAAGUAUCUUGAUAUUUGUCAAUCAAUUUUGUUGCCUUCUUAUAAACAGUCGAAAUUUUUAAUGAAACAAAGAAUAUUUUUAUGCUAUUUCAGAAUUAAUAAGCACAAUUUAUGGCAAAAUAAAAAAGGGAAAAGAUAUUAUUGUAAAAUAUUUGUUUUUGCAUUAAAGUUCCUAGUUUUUUCACUGAUGUUAUAUUGAAUUGUGAUGUCAGCAAUGAAAAAUCAUGCAAUUUUUUUUCUUUGACUACACUGAAAUAGAUUAAUUUUUUGUAUGUUACCACUCGCACUUGCUAUAGAUUGGUAAAAUAUAUUGAAGGCUUUUCGAUUCGUGGAUUAAUAAAAAUAGCCAUAAAUCUUGGCUAAUCAUAAGAUAUAUUUUCGUUGAGAAUGUAAAACACAGAUGAGUUAUAUACAAUAUAUAUAUAUUUACUAAUAAAAAAAAUAGUUUUUACAGUAAUAGAGAGAAUAGUGAUUAUAGUAUAAUAUUCUACUAUUAGUAGAAUAGUA
Molecule: messenger RNA, 2609 nt
Organism: Formica exsecta
Lineage: Eukaryota; Metazoa; Arthropoda; Insecta; Hymenoptera; Formicidae
Product: UPF0472 protein C16orf72 homolog
Exons: 5
Coding region: 637-1365 (242 amino acids)
Source: RefSeq, a predicted model, not a curated record